AUGCCCCCAUCUACAGGGAGGGUAAAAUUAAAUAGAAACGUGCUGAAAGUUGAAGGCAAUAAUGGACUGCCAAGCGUGCCCAGACGGAGACGGCCCUUCAAUGUGUUGCACCAAGCCACCGGCGAAACACAUGGCGAUCCUAAACGCAUCGGGAAAACACUGGAAUGCUCUUUACAAAACAGCGAAGUGAAAACGAAGGAUGAUUCUGUUUUGGGGAACACUGAAUCCUCAGUCUUGAAAUCCGAAAAUCAUAAUUUCCCCCCAUACUUGGGGACAGAAAAAGGGCACCUUGCGAGUCAGACAGCUGUGGAAAAAACAACUGCGGUGCCAGCAGACAGUGGGGAACAGAGGUCACCACCAUUGACUGAAUGUGAAGGUAUGGCGCUGUCCAAGAGAAAUUAUUUUAAAUACAAUGGGCAAUUGAGCACUGGGAAUCACUUUUGAGGUGAAAGUAGAUGGGCCAUAUACUAGAAGCAAAUAUGUCCAGGCUAAAGUCGGGGGACCUCACAUGAUAAGUAAAUCUGCAACUAGGUCGAAUGGGGUGACAGCGGGGCACAAUAAAUAAUUAUGUUGCAGGCUGCAGUUCGCGGUGUGCUUUGGCAGAGGGGGCUCCAACAACAAACUGACUGAUAGAACCAAUACUUUUAACCAGUCAAUUUCCCAGGGUAAAAAUUAUAGGCACGUUUCUUAUUACAUAAAGAGCGACCUAUUGGUGAAGUCCUGCGUGAGAGCGAGCCGUGCAGCUGUCAAAACUCGAGAUUUUGCUGCUGGCAAGCCGCCAGCGACAUUGACCAAGACAACUAGAAAAUCUGUGCAGAGAAGAACGCGAUCAAUAGAGCGCAAGAGGAACGUCUCUUGUUUAGAGCCAGACAAGGCAGUUGAAGAGCAGUCUCCUGCUCAGUCACGAAAAAGAACCAAUGUUGCCGCAAAUAACCGGGUGAGUGCUGCUUUGAAACUGCGAAUAGAGCAAGGGAGGGAAGGAAAGUUUGAAGUUGAAAACUUUCGAUCUGCAACGUCAGCUACAAGUGCAGGUACAGAACGAAGAGUUGCAGAACCUAUCGAAGUGGAUUCUGGCAACGCCGUAAAAAGUGCAUUCUCUCUACUUAAUGGGAUUUCAAGUAAGAUUAAUUUAUUACAAUUUUACCGUAUUGAAUGGAGCACUACAUCGAUAAUGUGAUUGACUGGUUUCAUAUGCAAGCUUGCCUGCCUCAACAUGCUCGGUCUAGCUAGCUAGCCCACUAGCAUUUAAGCUAGCUAGCUAGCUAGCUGGCUUGUUAUCAGUACCGCACACUCUGGCGCUAACUCUACUUUCAGCAAUGAUUGAAUGUCAAUGUUGAGGCUAGCUGUUGCUUGUGGAAUGUCUGUUACCUUGUCGACCCAACAUUACAUUAUGAAUGCAGUGCUCCACGCAGUCUGCAUUUCUUGCUUGCCAGGAGACAGUUGAUGACUAGCAGGCAUUUCUUUCACAUGCCAUGGCUAACUGGCUAGAUAGCGUUCAAGUUGCAUGAAUUUGUAUUUCAUGGAAGUAACACAGUAGCUAGACCAUUAAUGCAUUGACAAGUCUCUCUAGGUGUAAUUCAGCUUUGAUCAACCCAUGAAAAGUUAUCUAGUUGUAACUUUUAUAACGUUUGAGCCUGAUUUCAAUUGAUUGUAACUGGCAUGGUAUGUUAGUUUUAGUAGUAGUACUAGCUUAUGUGCAAUGAUGUUAGCUAGAUUCCAAUUAAUCACAACGUGAUUUAUGGUAAAAUGAGUUGAAGUCAAUGUGUAUAAACCCUCGAUGACUGACAGGGGGCGCUGUAUUGAAGCCACCGCGCAGCCAUCUUUGCAACACUCUACAAUGUCUACAUUUUUGACACGUUUAUUCUAUUAGACACUUUAAUGCAUACUUUUAAAUUAUAUUAUGUGAGCUAAACAUACAAAUAAAACAUACAAAAAAAUAUACAAACAUUUUCCUUAAAGUAAUUUUUUUAGAUUACUAAUGUUACUGUCCCCACUACAACAAAAAUGCUUAAAUACAUGUAAUUUUGGCCUUGAAACAUUUAAUUGAAAUAAUGUAGAAUUCCAUUCAUUCCUAUGGAGGACUACUCCUACUAAGGAGUGCCAAUAUAGCCAACCGGUGAUGUCAAAGCCUCUCAAUGGCCAAUACAUAGCAACAGCAAUCCAGGGUUAAUAUAUGUCAUUGGUUGAAGUAGAUGCAUUAUCAGACUACUUAGCCAAUAGGUUGCAACUCAAUAGUGGAAAGUGACUUCCUUGUCUCCUUUUCUCCCCUCGUCUCCUUCCCUUCAUCUGCACUGAUGUCAAAGAACUGGACAAGUGUAGGCCUUUUCCUGGUAGGCGUCCACCAUAUUAUUGUCCCCUAUUCUAAAUAUUCAAAUGAGGUUAAAUGAAGGAGAGGAGUCAAGGAGAGGAUGCCAGUUGAAACUAUUGAGAUACACCCAUAGUUAGCCUAAAAAAACAUACAUCAACUGACAGUGUUCAUCUCCGCUUCCAGAUAUUGAUAGGAGUCCCAUUGUUACACGCCGUCGCCCCAAACCCCCCGUCAGCUCGCCAUCCUGUCUGCAGCGGUCAGUCAGGAGAGUGGUCAAAACCUUGUGCUGCGCCCUGUGUGGCGACAUUAAAUACACGCCCCCUAAGAGAAGGAAGCUGCCCAGGGUUGAGCCAGUUGGAGUGACAGGCAGAGGCAGGGCCAGCGUCCUCAGCAGAGUAGUAGGGCUUGAGCAGCCUAAGGUCAGGGUUAAAACCAGGAAGAACUUCACCUCCACCAUUAAGGCCCCCAAGAAGUUGGUGAUCUGGAUAGGGAGUUACCCCAAGGUCAAGCUCUGUGACGUAGCUCAAGUAUGUGACAUCUCGGUUGGGGACUUUUCCUGCCUGCUGCCUGCCCAGCUCCUGACUUCCAAAGUGGUGCAUUGUUUCAAGCGGGACUAUCGGAGAGAAGUUAGUCUGUUAGGGCCUAGUUGUCGCAGCAGAGGGAGCCAUGGGAGUGAGAAGACUGGGGAGCGCCCUGGUAGAAAGAAGUCGCAUCACUGUUCUCAGUGUGGGAAGAGUGGUCAGCUUCUGACGCCGACUGAAAAUCACCACUGCAUGCACACUGGGGAGCAUGGAUUGACUGAGUCCAAUUGUUCUGCAUCUCUCACCGCCUCGAAGGGCGGGACGUCCGAAGCCUCCACCAAUGGUUUUGCUUGUCUUUUACUAGGUAAGCAGCAGGUGAGCAGGGGGUCGAGCGGGGUUGGAACGCGUGACGGAGGCAUUCUUGAAGACUCGGGAACAGGAAGUGAUGUCGUAGAAACAGGAAAGCCAGUCGCUAAGCGGAUGAGGUUGGGAGAUGUCCACGGAGACACAAAGGAGCAAAAACAUUCUAGUCCAAACGAACCAGAACGGAAUUCUGGAAUAGCUACGGCUUCCCUCGGAGGCAGUAGGAUGCCAUGUGACGUCCCGCCGCAUUUACACACGAGUGAUGUCAGUCGUAGUCAUAGCAACGCUACAGACGCUCCUGUGAGGUUACACCACUCGGUGACGCAAAAUGGUGGCCGGAGGGGAGGGCCCGAGGGAGGUGACAAGUCACUGGCGCCCCCUGCCAACGGGCUGCUGUCUCCCUGGUCCGAGGAGAACGUAGUGGAAGGAGACUCAGACAGCGACACUGAGGACCAAGACCUGUUCUCCUGUCGUAGAGUGGUGGCCUACAUGAAGAGGCUGCACCUGUCCUGUGCACGCACCUACCUCUCCUGGCCCUUCCCCAAACCUGAUUCUGCACUGUCACUCUCUGUGACAUCAUCAGUCCUCGACGCUAAUGGAACACGGACACCCCCCGCGGAGUCUGAGUCAUCAGUUGUGGGCUGUGUUAAUGGAGCCCUGGUGAACGGAAAUGGAGACUCACUGGUGAGGGCUGAGAGAACCACAGUUCUUCCCUCUCACUGUACACUCUCUGAAUACACUCCACAGACAAGCUACCAGGUCUCGGGUCAUAGGAAUGGGAUGAAGGCAGAUGGAAAAGAGGGAGAGGGAAACAUGAUGGAAGGAGAAGAGAAAGACGUGAGGAACGGAAUAGGAGGAGAAGAGGAGGAUGAGAGCGUGACAUAUUGUUUACGCUUUCCUGACACUUCGAGCAAGGCGUACCCAUCCCUCCUUCCCCUGUGUAAGAAGAAGCCACAGUCCCAACUCAGAACUAGGGGUCUCCAUUGCAACAAAGCUUUCACCUCCCCUCCACCCAAAACUUCCACCCUCCUCACCCUAUCCAAAGACCAGACUGAGACUGAUACAGCGCCUUCUGUUUCCUCCAGCCUUUCUCAAACUGACACAGACACCGUUUCUAGCCUCUCGCCACCUAAAACGGACUCUGUCUCAACCUUUUCUCCACCUAAAGUCAGUGGCGGCGGUAAGACGGACACCACCCACUUCUCCACCCCCUCACCUGACCCAGCCUCCACCCCCUCUCCUAUAGGUCUCGGUAGUGACAUGGACAUAGACACAGCCUCCACCCCCUCUCCUAUAGGCCUCGGUAGUGACAUGGACAUAGACACAGCCUCCACCCCCUCUCCUCUGCGUUUCACAUCUGCAUCCCGAAACAUGGAGAUGUCCCAUACAUCCUGCUCUCCUAAUCCAUCCUCCCUUCCCUCCUCCUCUCCUACUCCCUCCUCCCCUCCACCCUCCUCUCCUAGGAGGAAGCCUCAGCCUCACCUGUGUCCUAUGUUCAAUGAAACCUCCUCCCCGUCAGCUGUGAACAGUGAGACAGACUCAUUUCACUCAGCAGAGUCGUCCCCUCUUCCACCAGACUUCUCCUGUCGUUCAGCUGUAUCCUCCUUUCUCUCAUCCAGCUCCUCUCUUCUUCUGCCUCAAGAAAAAAGAAAGGGAGAGGGAAUGGAGGUGCAGAGAAGAGGAGAGGGGGAUGAAAUGGAAGGAGAGGCGGCUCAGAGUGGAGAUGAAAGAGCGGAUGAACUGGAGGUUUUGGUUUUGCCAGGCAGUGAGUCCUCCAGCCCUGAGAAGCAGGAGCAGCAGCGUUCAGAGCAGAAGAGCAGACAGGGGAGCUCGCCGCUCAGCAAGCCCAAAGAGGGAGGGGCUGAGUUGGCCAUGAUCAGUACCCUCGCCCAUGGGCUGCCUGGGAUUCCUGGAGGUCAAACCUCGGUGCUGUGCAUAACACGCCUGAUGCUGCAGACACCGAGCUACUCAGAAGAGGACUAUGAUAAGGAUGAUGACAGUGUAGAUCAGAAAGAGAAGUUGUCGAGUGCAGUAGGUGUUCGAACACAGGCCCAGGCCUCCUCCACUGAUGAAGAUGAGGAGGAUGAUGGUAGAGAUGAAGAUGAUGGGACAUGUGGUGAAGAGGGGCAAUCACAGUCUUCUGGAGAUGGGAGACUAGAGCCUGUUGUUAAAACCCAACCCUGUACUGAUGAUGAUGAUGAUGAUGAUGAUGCCGACCAUCAUAAUCAGUCCACCUCCUGUACUAAGGUCAUGUCUGAGAACCAGGAAGCCGGCACUCCUUCCUCUUUCGGGUCACCCACUCAACACCAGGAAAUAGAGGUCAGGGCAGGGUCAAAGGUCAAGCUGGCUAGCGACCCCAAAGCUGACCUCUUGGACGAGUUCACAGCCUACGAGCAGGACAUCCUUGUUGUGGAUGUUCUCCUGGAUGACCCAGAGCUGUUUGGCAGCGUGCCCCAGGACAGUGACCCGAGGCCGGGGUCAACCAGGGGAGGAAGGGGCCCUAGAACCAGGACCACCAUCGGGGCAGGGAGAGCCCUACCACUCAGGGGUGCAGGUCCCUCAUGGGCCACUGAGAAAGGGUAUGAUCGUGUUAGGUUUGAAUUUGGAAAUAAGAUUGGAAGUCCAUUAGUUAGAUACUUCUUAUACAGGACUUUGUGAAAAUGAUCUCUCUCUCUGUUUUGUCUUAUAGCUCCACCACUGGUACAGAUGGGCCUCCUGGUUCUAAGACCGACCAGAGAAUAAUUAUCCACAUUAAAGGUUUGUGCCUCUAAAAGGGUCAAUAGAAAUGUGCUAACACACACACACACACACACACACACACACAAUCACAAUAUAAACUGAAAACCUACUAGUGGGAAAUUCUGAUAAUUCUGUUUUUGUCGGUCAAUAAUUACCUUUAAUAUGAGAGAUUGUAAACCUAUUUUUAAUGUGUGUGGGUUUAGAUGAGGAGAGUGCAGGACGAUCUUGGAGACCUGUAGCCAGCCCCAACCCUAAGCCUGCCCUGGUCCACAGCAACAGCUGGCCCCCUACUCUACACGCAUUACAUCCAGACCAGGUCAGCUCAUAGCAUCAGAAUCACUUUAUUCGCCAAGUACAUUUACAAAUACCCAGAAUUUGACUCCGUGAAUAGGUGCUGCCAGCAAUAGACGUUGUACAAACAGAAUACAGACACAUAGAAUAUACAAUAUAAAUACAGUGACCCUCCUGUAGCUCAGUUGGUAGAGCAUGGCGCUUGCAACGCCAGGGUUGUGGGUUCGAUUCCCACGGGGGGCCAGUAUGAAAAAUGUAUGCACUCACUAACUAAGUCGCUCUGGAUAAGAGCGUCUGCUAAAUGACUAAAAUGUAAAUGUAAACAAAACUCUGAAGUAUAAACUGAUUUACAGUACGGUGAGGAUCUACAAUUUACAGAUAUAUCUAUAUAUGCAAAGGGAGGGAUGCUCAUAGCAUAAAGCACGAUUGGGGUCAAUUCAGGAAACAAACUGCUUUUGAAUAAGUAAAAUUGUGACGUUGCUGUAUUGUGUGUUUGAGCAGGGUGGAACUGACUGCGACUACAACUACAGCCCUAUGAAGGAAGAGAUCUCUGAGAGGUACCUGACCGUUCCACUGACCACCACAACACACUACAUCAUGUAGGCCAACUCGAACAUAAACACUACACCUCUACUGCUCUCUCUGCAACGCUAGUGUGCUGUUCAUCAAGACUUCAUUCCUUUCAUGAUAUUGGUUUAUGUAUACCACUGCACUUCUAUCAGUGAGAUGAUGAUGGUUGUGGUGGUUGAUGAGGGUAGUGGUGAAGGAGAAUGAUGAUUAUGGUGGUGAUGGUGUGUUGCAGGGCCCAGGCCAUCCAGACUCUGAACUCAUUUAAGAGCACACUGCCUUAUCUGAUGACUGGGGACUCCUGGUGCAACGGUGAGGGGGAACACACACACACACGACAUCCACAAUACAUAAUGAAAACUUGUAUCUGUACAGCUUUGAUGGGAAGCCGUUGAGAAAGCAGAAAGAACUGACUCCUGUGUUGUUCCACAGCCCCAUGUAAAGACCCAGCGGCACCAGACACCGGCCCUCAAAGACACUUUGACAGUGUAACUACCUCUCAUAAUAAAACUACUGCUCAUAUUUGUCUUUAUACAAAUAUACUUUUAUGAAUUGUGAGUGUCGUAGUUAUCAGUUUAAAAAAACUGCUUUGAUGAAUUAUCUCCUCCAUUCCCUCCCUCCCUCCUCCAUUCCCUCCCUCCCUCCUCCAUUCCCUCCCUCUCUCCUCCCUCAGUAUUGCAAGUAUUAUUUCAGCAUGUCGGACUGUUUCCAUAAGACCUGUUGGUUCCUCCAUGUGCCCAAGAAAGGGGACGAGAAGGUAGGCUGCUACUGCCUGGGUCCUGUUCAUUAGGGCCCAGCGUAACAAAAACAUUUAAAAAUCUUUAUCCAACAAUCACUUGGGUCCUGUUCAUUAGGGCCCAGCAUAGCAAAAACAUUUAAAAAUCUUUAUCCAACAAUCACUUGGGUCCUGUUCAUUAGGGCCCAGCGUAGCAAAAACAUUUACAAAUCUUUAUCCAACAAUCACUUGGGUCCUGUUCAUUAGGGCCCAGCGUAGCAAAAACAUUUACAAAUCUUUAUCCAACAAUCACUUGGGUCCUGUUCAUUAGGGCCCAGCGUAGCAAAAACAUUAAAAAAUCUUUAUCCAACAAUCACUUGGGUCCUGUUCAUUAGGGCCCAGCAUAGCAAAAACAUUUUGCUAUGGAAAAGAAAUUGAGCUGUAGUCCAAAUUGAUAGCACUCUGCUGGUGUAAGAGCACCCUCUGCUUGAGCUUUGGUAGUCAUGUUCAUGCCAAGUGGAAGGAUUAACAGAUGUGAUAGUGUACAUUGGUUGGCUUGUGAAUUCCUUCCAUGUGAGUUUUAUGUCUUGACUAUUUCAUGCGUUUUAUUUUCUUCUAGUUCUGUGUGGAGACGGUGCUGAGGUUUGUCAGGUCUUCCAACCCUGUCUGUCUGCAGCGGGCAGGUUAGUGUGUGUGUAUGUUUAAUGAAAUUGUAGUGCUGAUUGCUCCUCAGACAUCGAUCUGUGUUGUUCAUGAAUCUACCUCUGUCUGAUAUCUUUCUCACCCUUCACUGUCCUGCUCUCAACCUGCUCUCUCUCUUGCGCUCUGUGUCUUGUCUCUCCUUUCCCCCCAUCGCUCCCUUCAGUGUCAGUGUUUAGGUCGUACUACCAGUCCUGUCCUCCAGGUGUCUACCACACCCCUCUGGUCCUGAAUUCUCUCCUGGCCGCUCUGCUCAAAGCUGGCUUUCUGUCUGACAUCAUCACAGUGCUGCACGUCAGCACCGCCCACAACCUACUGGUACGAACACACACAAACCACACACAUGCUGCUGCUACUGUCUAUUAUCUAUCCUGUUGCCUAGUCACUUUACCCCUACCUACAUGUACAUAUUACCUCAACUACCAACACUGCUGCUACUCUGUUUAUCUAUAUGUACAUAUUACCUCAACUACCAACACUGCUGCUACUCUGUUUAUUAUCUAUCCUGAUUGCCUUGUCACUUUUACCCCUACCUACAUGUACAUAUUACCUCAACUACCAACACUGCUGCUACUCUGUUUAUUAUCUAUCCUGAUUGCCUUGUCACUUUUACCCCUACCUACAUGUACAUAUUACCUCAACUACCUCGUAUCCCUGCACAUUGACUCGGUACUGGUACUCCUUGUAUAUAGCCUCCCAUUAUUGUUAUUUUAUUGUGUUACUAUUUCCUUUUACAUUUUUAGCACAUUUUUCUUACUUUUUAACUCUGCAUUGUUGGGAAAAUGCUCGUAAGUAAGCAUUUCGCGAUAAAGUCUACACGUGUUGUAUUCGGCGCAUGUGACUAAAUCAAAUUAGAUUUGAUUGUAUGUUGUGACAGGGAUCAUUAUGUUGGGCCUCUCAAGUAGAGGUCUUCACGGCUCCAAAAAGUUGGACCCAUUCCGAAAUGGACCUGGGGAUUUCCCACCCGGGCCCGAUAUGCAUAAAUAAAUAAAAAUUAUAGAGAGACCCGUUCCGAACGGACCAAUUACAAGUAGACCAGUUCCGUAUAGACCUGGUGUAAUCUACUGUGAAGCCAAACUGGAGAUUUAAACGAUUAUGGAGUAUCCUCCAAUUCUGGUUUAUCGACCACCACCACUAGACAUCGUACAGUACUAGUUCACGGUGUGAACCAAACCAAGGUCCCCGUGCCGAACGAUUCGGUACGAAUACGUGUACCGUUACACCCCUAGUAGUCAGCAACGCAAACUUAUAUUAUUUGACUAUGUCCCACUCCUCUCUUUUGCCCUCUCUCCCCCAUCUAGCCCAGUCCAGCGUUUCUCCUGGCUCUGUUUGACUAUGUGAGGGAGAAAGACCAAUCCGUUUUACCUGAGCUUAUUCAACUCACCUCUAAGGUACUAAGGUGUGUCUGUCUGUCAGUGGAGGCUUGUGCGAUAAGCUAUAGGAGGAAAGGCUCAUUGUAAUGGCUGGAAUAUAAUAAAUGGAACGGUAUCAAACAUAUAGAAACCAUGUUUGACUUCGUUCCAUUUAUUCCAUUCCAUCCAUUACAAUGAGCCUUACCUCCUAUAGCUCCCCCCACCAGCCUCCUCUGGUGUGUGUGCGCACUGAAGCUGACUUGUUCUUUGAUGUCAGUUUUAUUUGUAUUAUGUUUUGAGUAUGACCUGCUGAUCUAAAUGGUGUGAGUUCAGAUGGUAGAUGCAGGCUUGGGGUUAAAUGUGGACCAAUGUGAGCGUGUCCUACACAUGUUCCUUCAGUCGCCACAACACCACCCAACAGACUCACCUGGCAACUACACAACCAAACCUGGCAACCACAGGUGAGUCUAUCUUAAUCUUACACACACUUUACAUACAUCUUACACACACACCUUCGGGUCAGUCCUGUACCUGGCAACCCAAGCCCGUGCUGGGAGCUGUUUUGGGACUGGUUGAGCAACCCAGGGGUACGUUCAGUUCGAUUCAAAAUUUACUACGUUGCGUGGCGGUUUGUACUGAACAACACUUUUCCCCAAAACGGUGCGCACCAUUCUUCAAAAGCCUUUGAGGCACGUUUGGUGGGGUGUGGCGAGGUGUCGCCUGAUCAAUAUAAAGUAAGUAGCCUUCGGCUCCUAGGAGCAGAUCUCCUGUUUCUGUAGCGUGAGACCGCUUGUUGUACAAGUACACCCCCCUGGAAAGGACGCUAGGCUGAUCAAAAUGGUUGUGGCCAUCUUGAAAUCGCAAAACUCAUGCACCAUACACAAUCUCCCUCUGGGCCGCCAUAUAAUCACACUGUUAUUCAACUGGUCGUCCAGUACUGUUUCCGUUGAUUUUUAACGUUGCACACCGUUUUUCUGUACUGAACACAGCACACUGUUUUUCUGUACUGAACACACCCCAGGUGUAAUCUUGUCAUUGGUGUUGGUUGAUUGGCUGUUUGAUGUGUCCAUCGCUCCAGGUCGACGACCACUGAAGCGCCCACUCCUGAAGCGCUGAGUCUGGCCCACGGUCUCGUGGAGGUGGCAGUGAGAUCUCUCCAUUACUUUCUUUAUUUUUCGGUCUCUCUCUGCUAGUUCUGUUGCUUGUUUUGAUCUAAAUGUAAAAAUGUUGGCACAUUUCUCUCACCUCUUCCUCCACUCUUUCCCUCCCUCCCUCUAGUUGUGUUCCCAGCAGGAGGACUGGGGGAGGUUGGGCGUAGUCUUCCGCUCCAUAUGCCACUCCCACAGAAGCCUUGUCGAAUUACAGCACUUCAGCGGCUGCGUUGCCAUAGCGCUGCUCGAGGGGGACAAAGACAGACUGGCCCUGCCCUUUGCCUCCUUCACUGAGACAGGUGAGACACUACAGAGACAGACACAGGUCUGUGAGCAUUGAUAAUGUAUGAAUAAGAAUGUAUUAGUUUGUCUCCUGUUCCAGUGUACCAGGAGACCGAGGACUGGGAUGAUAUUAUACUGGUCAAAAAUAUAAACGCAACAUGCAAAGUGUUGGUUUCAUGAGCUGAAAUAAAAGAUCCCAGAAAUGUUCCAUACGCACAAAAAGCUUAUUUCUCUCAAAUGUUUUGCACAAAUGUUUUUACAUCCCUGUUAGUGAGCAUUUCUCCUUUGCCAAGAUAAUCCAUCCACCUGACAGGUGUGGCAUAUCAAGAAGCUGAUUAAACAGCAUGAUCAUUACACAGGUGCACCUUGUGCUGGGGACAAUAAAAAGCCACUCUAAAAUGUGCAGUUUGGUCACACAACACAAUGCCACAGACUUCUCAUGUUUUGAGGGAGCGUGCAAUUGGCAUGCUGACUGCAGGAAUGUCCACCAGAGCUGUUGCCAGAGUAUUGAAUGUUCAUUUCUCUACCAUAAGCUGCCUCCAACGCCGUUUUAGAGAAUUUGCAGUAUGUCCAGCCGGUCUCACAACCGCAGACCACGAGGAACCACGCCAGCCCAGGACCUCCACAUCCGGCUUCUUCACCUGCGGGAUCGUCUGAGAUAAGCCACCAGUGGGUGGGCCUUGCUCCCAAGUGGUUGGGCCUAUGCCCACCAAUGGCUGUGCCCAUUCCCAGUCAUAUGAAAUCCAUAGAUUAGGGCCUAAUGAAUUUAUUUCAAUUGACAGAUUUUCCUUAUAUGAACUGUAACUCAGUAAAACUGUUGAAAUUGUUGCGUUUUUAUUUUUCUUCAGAAGUUAGUUUUCUCCUCUGUUCCAGUGUACCAGGAGACAGAGGACUGGGAUGAUGGUCUGAUCAAGAGCUUCCUGGGGAGAAUAGGAGUCUCUCUCAUGUUCAGAUACCACAAGACACAACAAUGGGCCAAGGUAACUGUGUGUGUUUCUCUCACACUCUAGGUCAAAGGCUGGUGUAGCUGAUGUGGUAUGUAAUAUUGGUGUGGAUGCGAGUCUGAUCCAGGUGGGAUGUUCUCUGUGUAUGUGAAGGGCCGGAAGCUGGUGGAGGUGUUGUCCAGGUUAAAGGUAAACUACUCCACUCUGAAGGGACUGUUCGGUAAUGAGGAUGGAGCUUCUCGCUGUCGCCUGGUCACAAUAGCUACAGAACUCUUCCUCAGGAGCGACAGUGUAGAGGGGGCACUCAACACUCUCCGAGGUAACGAACAAGCUCUUUCACAUUCACACACUCCAAGGUAAACAUUUAAAACACACAGAGGUAAUCAAGUUUCAGGCGAUUGAACAAGGUGUGUGUGAUAUUUCAGACCUCUGGUGUGUGUGUUGUAGAUAACGAGUGGUUCCUGAGUUCGUGUGUGUGGCCGUGUUCGGUGGAGGACGUAGUGGAGAGGACAACAGUUCUGGUUCGACUAGCUGAGAAAACAUCCCACAGAGACACACUGGAGGUCCUCACUAACCUGCCUGGUCUUAAGGAGCCUGCAGGUACACACACACCCCAACCGUCUCACCAACCUACCUGGCCCAAGAGAGGCACCAGUGAGUCGCACAUUUAUUUGACAUCACCAACCGUGUGUGUGUGACCCUCUCUCCCAGACCUAGCAGACAUCUCCAUCUACGGCUGUCUGUUCAAUGGUCACCUCAAGUCAUGUGUGGAAAGACAGACUAUGACUGUGGCCUCAGACACGCUGGACUUCAUGUUGUCUAAGAGCCUGGCUGUGGACCCUCCUCUGCUGCACACUCUGCUGCACAAACUGGGCAAGCAGAACAUCUGGCUACGGGCUAGAGCUCUCUUCAAACGUGAGUCUAUUACUCACUAGAUAACCAUGCUUUGUUUUCUAUAAAAAAUAAGAUUUAUAUAUUUUUUUUAAAUUAGAAAACACUAGUUUGAAAGCGACAAGUGUGUGUUUGUGUUUCAGAGGCCCUGUGUCUAGGCUACUACCCUGGAGUGAAGUCCGUGCCAGGCUCUCUAGCCCUGACCGUUCCCUGUUCCCUGGGGGAGAUGGAGUUAGCUCUGGCCUUUGAGAUGGUCCUCACCCUUAACGCUACAACCAUCCUCAACACAACAGACACACCACAGUCCAUCAUCAUCACACUCAAGAGGUGAGCAGAUGUGUGUUUGUGUGCCCGCAUGCGUUUUCCUUUAGGACUGGAGACUGAAAGUGAGUGUCUAGGACUGGCAGUUACCUAAACAUACUAAUGGGUCUCUCUCCCCCGCUCUACCUCUACAGAACAGGAGACCGUGAGAGUGAGUACUUGGCGGCAGGCAGUCGCCUCCUCUCUGCAGCGAUCGUCCCCAACCCUAAACUGACCGUCCACUACAAAGCGGUCAACUCUUGUCAGGAACAGCUGUUCACGGUCGACACACACACCGCACGCCGCUGGCUCCGACACAACUACACCUGGGCCAAUGAGGUCUGGACACAGUCCUAG
This is a messenger RNA of Coregonus sp. 'balchen', 13480 nucleotides long. The record is from the annotation of a GenBank genome assembly. Lineage: Eukaryota; Metazoa; Chordata; Actinopteri; Salmoniformes; Salmonidae.